Zootermopsis nevadensis is the source of this 1878-nucleotide messenger RNA. RefSeq lists its product as uncharacterized. The record is from RefSeq and is a predicted model, not a curated record. Lineage: Eukaryota; Metazoa; Arthropoda; Insecta; Blattodea; Termopsidae.
UAAAACUGACUGUCACACAUUAAGACUCAGGAACCUCCAAAUUGAGAAGACGUUUCCUUUAGAAGACACCUCAUCGUUUACAUUGCCUUGCAAAUAAACCUGCACAGUUCGGUCUGAAUAAUGGACCAAAUACAAAAUGACAUUCUUUCGCAGCCAGAGAUUCUCUCAUUUGAAAUGCGACUAAUGGAAGCAGUGCACGAACUCAGCAUGAAACGGAGGUUGCUGGAAGAGUGCCGCCUGAACCUAGAUGGAGCUCUGUGGAAACAGCAUGAGCUGGAACGCAUGCUGGAAGUUGAGUGUCGUGAUUCGCAGACAAUGCGCCUCCAGCUUAAGGCAGCAGUGGAGGCAGUACAGCAAUAUGGUGAGGAACGGGUAGCACGCUCGGGAGAACUGUCCCGACUGCGAAUUGAACUGGAGACAGCUGUCCGUGAGAGAGACUGCCUUAAGGACCAGACUCAUACCAGUCAGUUUGAGAAUAUGACGCUGAGUCGACAAGUAGAAGAGAUGCAGGGACAGCUACGCUGUCAACAGGCAUUCCAGGAGAACAGCUUCAGCCUGGAAGCUAAAUUAAGGACUGCUGUGGAGGAGGUCAAGAGUGAAAUGGAGAAACUGGAUCAAGAUCACAAACGACUCGAGAGAACAUGCGAGGCAGCACAGCAACUGGGGACCAAUUUGCAGGAGACUCAUGUUCGCUUCCACGAUAUCCAGAAAAAGACUACAGAACAGCAGAAGAAAUACGAAUCUGAGAUGGUUGCACUCAGAGCUGAAGUGGGGAGACUGAAAAUGGAAAAGAAGAAAAUACCUGUGAAUUUAUGCAAAGAAAUGACUAAUGAUCCAGAGCAUGGUUCCUUCUCAGAUAAAUUCCAUGAGGCACAAUAUAGAAAAAAGACUUCCAAGUACCUGCAGGAGAUAAAAGAGUUUGUUGGUGCCGAGUCUAAAGGGAGCGCACAACUAACUGAAACUUUGCAGAAAGCUCUCAAAGCACAAGCUGUCUUACAGAAAUUGGUGCAGGAAGCAACGGAGGAGCUGCAGAAAAAAACAGAACAUAUUUCUGCGCUUCAGUCAUCAAACGGUGCUCUAAAUAGCAGUCUAAAUGAAGCUUAUGGAACUAUCAGGUCUCUGGAGGAACAAGUGAAAGAACUGCUUGCCAAACCUGCAUCUGAAGAAAUGGGUAUGCAGACAGAUGCUGAGAAAGUCGUCUGUGAGGCACGCAGUACACAAACGGAUGUUGACAUAAAGUGUUCAGAUGUGGACUGGAGUGCUGCGGCCAAGAAAGAAUCUAUUCUGCCACAAGAGAGUACCCACGAGACCACAGAUGGUAAACAGGAAUGUGAAACAGAUAAUACUUUUUGAGUAUUUGGAUUUAAAUCACUGGUAUGAUCUGCAACUGGAUGCAAUUUCAUAUCAGACAUCUAAAUGUUUCAUUAUAAAAUUUAUGUAACAGGAACUAUAGCAAAAAAUUGUUCUAUCUCGCAUUUACUUUUACUUUCAUCAUUAAUGACAGUCUUUUUUCUUCUGUUCUCAAUAUAUGCCCUAACCAAUUAAAAAUUUCUUUUACGUGUUUCAUUUCUAGAAUGUGCAUUUUUCACUGUUUAUUCUUAAUUUUCUCUCUAUUUUAGAUAGGAAUUUCAUCUUCAUAGUUUGUAGCUUAUUUCCAAGUCUCAUCUUCUAAUUCCAACAUCUGAUCAGUAUAACUAAAUAUAUAUUAAAGCAAUAAUUACAGCGCAUACAACAUAAUAUUUGAAAGACUUCGGUAUUCAUUCAAUAAAUCUGUUUAUAAGCAACAUACUGCGUAGUUGGUGUUCAUGUACUGCCCAAAACUGUGGUAUCUCUCAUUGUUUGAACCAAUUAAUUGAAUCAAUAAACUACAUUAAUGAA